Molecule: messenger RNA, 5381 nt
Organism: Strongylocentrotus purpuratus (purple sea urchin)
Lineage: Eukaryota; Metazoa; Echinodermata; Echinoidea; Camarodonta; Strongylocentrotidae
Gene: malt1
Product: mucosa-associated lymphoid tissue lymphoma translocation protein 1
Exons: 16
Coding region: 288-2744 (818 amino acids)
Biological process (GO): proteolysis
Molecular function (GO): cysteine-type endopeptidase activity
Source: RefSeq, a predicted model, not a curated record
UGCUCACGCAGAAAGAGCAGGGAAUUUGCACUUCCUGUUGUAAACGACCUCGAACAACAGGGAAAUUGAAUCGGCAGCGAUCACAACAGAGCUUCUUUCUUGAGUAAAACGGGUCUACCUUUUCUACUUAGGCUGGUAUUAAUUAAAGCUAGAAAAGCGUUGAUGGGUACAUUUUUUACUCUCCAGUCAAAAGAAAAAAGCAGCCAGUUGGCACUGCUAUACACCUAAACUUUCCUCCUGGCUGUACUUCACACUUGACAUCUGACCUCUGACCUCCGACCUCCAAGAUGCACGCAAACAUUGACCCUGAGACGGUCAUCACCAAGCUACCGUUCAAGGUCAUGGAUGAGCUGUCUGGUCUCCUGGAUAUCCCAGACGGCAGCGGAAGGCCCUAUUGGAAGGCCCUCAUAGCUGUUUUACCGGGAGACAUGUACACAGAUAUUCAGAUUAACCGCUUCAGCAUGGAGGGUCUUAGCUUGCGGGGAGGGGGCUCAUCAUACUCCCUAUUGCGGGACCUGGGCCAACGUUACUGCAAGACUGUCAAACAGCUAGCCGCAUACCUAGACAGACUACAUUACGAAGCAGCUCUCCUCUUGAUCAAAGCAACAGAGCCGCUCUCCAUCGCGGAUAAUCCAAAUUCAUGCAGUGUAAUGACAGGCGAGUUGGUCAAGUUUUCGUGCAAAGGAAAAGGUUUCCCCUACCCCAGAUACCAGUGGUAUAGGGCACAUACGAAAGGCACGGAAGGAGGUGAGAUCGUCUAUGACGAAGUCAGCGGUGCGGUCGACUCGGUCCUCGAAAUUGAGUCAGCGGACGAUAGUCACGCAGGGGGUUAUUGCUGCAAGGUCUACCAUAUACCCAACGGCCAGCAGUGUUCUAAGUUCACAGAGUGGGCCUACCUCACUGUAAUCAGAGGACAUACAGCUCCACCUAGUACUAGCCCCAGUGGGCAGAUUCUAGCCCCGCCGGUGAUCAGGCAGCAGCCAGAGGGUAACCUGCGUGUAGACCAGGGGCGGGAGCUGGUGCUGACGUGCAGGGCUACCGGUUGUCCCAAGCCAGACUACCAGUGGUACAAGUACGAGGACAACCCUAAGACAGGGGCAAUCGACAAGGAGCACAUCAAAGGCUGCACUUCAGAAGUUCUGCAGUUUGCUCAAGCAACGUCCCUUGAUGCCGGCCAGUACAUAUGCCACGUCUACAACUCAGUUGCCGAGGCCUGGAGUACCACCAGCAACGUUACCAUAACGACCCUGGCGGAGUCCCUGAAGAGGACUCAGAGGUGCAACAUUGAGAUCUUGAGGGAUCCCAUCGACGUCCAAUGCCUGCCGUCAGUCGAUCAGAAGCUGGAAUGCCUGGCCAGCUGCAGUACAGCCAAGCUCUUCUUCCAGUGGUACAAGGACGGCCAACCAAUAGAAGGUGAAACGACAAAUCAACUGUGCUUCCAAGACUUGAAAACGUCUGAUGCUGGCAAGUACUUUUGUCGUGUGACUGCAGAGAACAUAAAGUCUGAAGAUUCUAAGGUGGCAGAACUGAAGUUUCUAACCCCAGAAGAAAAAUUUACAGCCACAGACAAGGUAGCUUUACUCAUUGGGAACGAGGCCUACAGGUCAGGGACCUCACUGUCCGCACCUGGCAACGACAUGGAGAAAAUGGCGUAUAACCUCUACCGCAUGAACUUCAAGGUUGUGUCACUUCUCAACCUCACUGUUGCUGAGAUGAGAAAGGCUCUCAAGAUCUUCUGCUCUCUGCUCAGUGAAGGAGUCUAUGGUCUGUUCUACUUCAGUGGGCAUGGGUUUGAGCAGGGCGGGCAGACGUACAUGGUUCCCGCUGAUGCCCCCACUGGCUACCUGCCUGAGGAAUGUAUAUGUGCGGAGGAGGUGCUGGCCAGCAUGCAGGAGAAGAAUACCGCCCUCAACGUUCUUCUUUUGGACAUCUGUCGCAAAUUCAAUGACUUUACUCAGGGCGAAUUCAAACGCUUCGAGUCUGAAGCGAAAGGAAACACAGUGUAUGGAUAUGCAGCUACAAUCAACUCUGAGGCGUUCGAGGUCAGUCAUCAAGGCUAUGCUAUCUUUACCAAGUAUCUGGUGAAGCGGAUCCACGAAGAAUGCUCUAUCUAUGACAUACUCAAAAAAGUCAUAAACGAUGUGAACAAAGACCCUUAUGGCAGCAAAAAGCAAUUCCCUUCUUUGAUGGGCAACUUGAAAGAAGACCGAUCUCUGGCAGAUUGCAUCACGUAUACUGGCCGCACCACAGAAUUCAAUACCCGCAACGACGCUUGGCAAAGAGGCCACGAGCUGCCCAGUGAUAUACCCAUAGCCCAGCUUCCUUACGGCAUCGUGGCCCAAAUCGAGUUUGAAAUCCGCUUCUCCAACGUCAUGCUCAUCAUUACCAAGAUCUUGAACAGGGGGGCCAGCACGUGGUGCGAGGCUACCCCCGCCAAGGUCCCGCCCGAAGUGGACAUCAAAUUGUUGAAGGGACACUUGGAAGUGCCUGACCUCAAUGGAAGGCAGGGUGAGGCGCCUUUCUACAAAGCUAUCAUCGAAAACAUCCAAAGAAUCCGAGGCGAUUUCAUCUUUGACCUGAUCGUGAAUUACGAGUACGGAGGCCAGCGCUACACCCAGGCCCUGCCCAUUCGGAUAGAUCGUCCUCUGAUCUCCCAGGUCUGGCUCAUGGAUGAGCUGGAGACUGAAAGAUCACCCACAGAAGAUGAAUACCCAGAUUCAUCAACAUCCAACUCACUCGUCUAAGGAGUCAUCUCUGUCGUCUGCUGUUUCAUUGGUCCUACUUCCCAUAGGUCAUAUGUCCAAUUGGUUCUAUGCCGUCCCGCUGGUCCAUUUGGUCACUAUUCCUGCUCUCAAAUAUUGGUCCAAGAUGCAAUUGGUCCCGCAUUCACAUUGGAUGUCUCAUUGGUUCUAUGUUCCAUUGGUGUUACAUCUCACUGGUCCAAUGUCUCUUUGGUACCACGUACCAAUGGUCCUAUGCUUUAAUGGUCCUAUAUGCUUUAAUGGUCCUGUCGCAUUUUGUCCUACAUGUACAACUAUAUACAUCCAAUUGGUUCCAUGUCUCAUUGGUCUUAUGUUCAAUUCUUGUAUGUUACAUUAGUCCUACAUUCCUCCAGUCCUAGGUCCCAUUCUUUAUUUGUUCCAUUGGUCCAACAUUUCAUGUGUUCUACAUUCCAGUGGUCCUUUGUUCCCCCUGUGCUAUGUCUCAUUGGUCCUGGUCUAUGUUCCACUGGCUCUACAUUCCACUAACCCAAUCUCGCUUUUAUCUUCGGUCCCACGUACCCCUCAUCAGUGUUAGUCUUAGUGGUCCUAUGUGACACAUAUAGUUUGGUAUUUUUUCAUGGGAUCAGGGCUUUUACACCAGGGUUAUGUUUAAUGGAGGACAGAACAGCAGGGCCCUGUUUGAUAAAACUACCGAGAUAUCAUUAACAAUUUACAAUGAAUAUUAUUGAAAAGCUAUUGAAACCACUGCAUUUUAUUAUUUGUAAUCUUGUUCAUUCAGUGUAAGUUUUGCUGGAUUCUGUGAGAAUACAUUUUCAGUGUAAGUUUUGCUGGAUUCUGUGAGAAUAUAUUUUCCAUCAUUACCAGAACUCAAGCUUAUCUUUAAUCAAGAUUCAUGUUAAAACAUCAGCAAAUAAUUAUGAAAGGGUGCUUUGUUAGAAUGACUUUUUAUAUGUUUAAAGUAUACUCAAAGUUCAAAGAGUGUUCACUUGUAUUGUGUCAUAUUGCGGUUUCUCUCUAAAUAUUGCAAAUACCAGAUAUCCCCCCCCCCUCCCAUCAUUUGCAAGGAAAGGAAAAAUAAAUAACAAAUACAUUUUUAGGGGAACAAAGCAAAAUUUUUAAAGAAAUUUUGUCAUUGAAGUAAAUGAGGCAAGAUUUGAAUGAAUACACAGACUUGCUUCCCAAACCUGUGUAUAGUAGCAAAUUACCUGAAAAUAUUUUCUUGCAAAAUCUGUAGGCAGGGCGCCAGCUCCCCCCCCCCUUUCCCCAUGGAGCAGUUAUUCACAUGUGAUAUAUUUUCUUCAUUAGGUUCAAUACAAUCUUCUUAUAUUAAAUUCUAAAGUUCUUUGGUAGUGUAUUUCAAAGAUGUUCAUGUGUGGGUAUAUAGUCGUUCGUGAAUCCGUUGUGAAGUAGGCAACUUGGCGAUCACUACAUAUAACUAAGCCAAUGGUUAAUACGCUCCCGUGCGUACGUCCGUGUGCUGCCCUCUAUAUACCCACGCUUGAGCAACUUUAAUGUGAUCAGGAUUUCAUCUUGCUUUAUAUCAGUUUUCAUAUUUGCAUAGAACUAUUUUCUUAGACAUGUACUCUUUGUCAUUUUUAAGUAAUCAUUUCUCUUGAUGGUGAUUCACUAAAUUUUGAAUAUGAUGUGUUGUACAGUUCAAAAACAUCUUGCACCAUGUAGUAUAUAGUCUAGUAUUAAAAUGAUAAAUACUUUCGACCUGUAUAUUAGUGUAUAUAGAGAGCUAUGUUAUAGAAUGAAUUGUAAUUUUAUAAUCAUGAAUUUUUAUAAAUUAUUUCUGAUGAUUCUGUGCUUGCCUUAAACAUGACCCGUUGUUUUUGAAACAGUUUAUAAUUUUUAUUCUGUAUUUCACAAGAAAUAACAUUCCUUCAAUAAUCAUGCAUCACUUAUCGAUUCAUUUCUUCCUUCAAUAGUGCAUUAUUGUCAGUUGCGGCUCUUCACAUAUACAUUUUAGCAAACAAAACUUUCAAACUCUACCUCAAAAUGCACCCUGAUUUCUGAACAAUCUAUGUAAUACUGUAGUUUUUGAGCAAGGCCUCUAAAAUGAACUUUAGGUCCACAGUGGUGCUCUGAAUUAAUAGCAAUGUGUUUGUUUAUUUUGUGAUAAAAAAAACAAUCAACUUGUUUAUUUGUAUCAAACUCUGUCAUUACACCGUUGAUUCUGAGGAAUUGACUUCUUAAAAAUUGCUCUAGCUGUAUUCAAAAUAAUGAUAGAGAUCAACCUUGUACUUCCAUGUUCACUAACCAUUGUCUAUUAUGAAACUGUAUCAUAUAGCCUAUGUGGGUAAUAUUGUGUUUUAAAUUGGUUUUAAGACGCAUUUUGUAAGAAACAUUGUAGUCUGUAGAAGUCAUUUUUAAGAACCUUGACUAUAAGUCCUCUCCAAAUAAGUGAAGAGACUGUCCUAGAGAGGGCAGUGCUGUGUUUAUCAUAAUGGAUUUAUUGCGUGGGUUCGUAUCCCACUGCUGCCACCAUGUAUUGAGACGUGGUUCAGAUAAACAAGACACGCGCAUAUUGCAUGGACUUUAUUAAGUCAUUCGAUCCCGUAGGAUACGUACAUACAUGUAUAUCAUAACAACAGAGAUACAAUGCAAGUCCAUGGCAUCGUAUACAAUAAACAGAGCUGCCAACCUUGUGCGACC